GCUCGAUCGGAAAUUGCUUUCGCGUGCGCGUUCAUUGUGUUCUGUCUCUUGGCUUACCUCGUCGUCAGUUAGACGGCAAUCUGCUUCAUUUUGAAUGCGUUCUCAGUUUCUCGUGCGCAGGACGCGAUCGUUGCUCAAGACCCCCUCUGUCACCCUUCAACGUGCAUUAAUAUCAUCUACCCGUCCCAAGAAAUACCCUCGGAAGGUUUCAGUUGCACCUUCUUCAAAGCCACCGGUCUCCGAACGUUCUUCAUCUUCAGUAGCACUUUCACAUUCUGGUCCCCCGGCCAGUCCUGACGCGCCAGACACACCUCCAGCAGAUGAUUCCAAUGAAACACUCACCGAGGAAAUCGAAGCAGUACCGGAGGAAGUAGAAAAACCCAAACGUCGAACGAGAACUUCAAACAAGGAAGCCGUUGAUACACCUCCCCCGCCAAUACCUCUACCUGGAGGCCUGGAUAUCCUCUGGGCACCCGAUGCUCCAGCAAAUGCCGAGUCGCAAACGUCCUCUUCGGAUCCAGCAUUACCACCUCCAGAAAUACUGGAGGAAAUACUGACUAAUUUGCAUGUAACGUUGCAUCCUCAGACGCAACAUAAAGCUACAUAUGCGAUCUCUGGUCCCACCAUAGAGCCUACAUUUGCUUUGUAUUGUCCCAUAGAGGGUGGCGACUAUAUUCUUGACGCGACUGUCCGGGAGAUGGGUCGGCAGGUGGGUGCCGAUGUCGUAGUGUUGGAUGCAGUCCAAUUUGCUGCAGGGGAAAGUGGACAGUUUGGUAAAGCAGCGGCUGUAUUUAACCCCCCACAGAACCCUCUUCACUUUCACGCAACCACAUCUCAGCCUUCACCGCGACCAUCGGAGGAAGACGACGAUGACGAUGAACAUGAGUUUUCCCCUCGUCAGACAAGACAACUCACUUUGCAUGUGAUGACACCGAUGUCUGCUGGUCGUUCAGGUCGCACAUUCCUGCAACAGCGUAAAGGGCCUUCUUCUACGUCCAAGCUGAAAGCGUUAUUUGACGAGUUGAUCAACGUGAAGCCGCCAACUUCUUCUCCGGAAGAGCCUCCACCGCGCAGGCCUCGGAUCAUAUAUAUUAGAGACUUUCCUACCCUGGCAGAAUCGUCAUCUACUUGGUAUCCUGCCUUGCUAGCAUCUGUACGCCAGCGACGACUAGGUCCUAUGGCCCGGUCCUCAUCUCCGGUAUUCAAUCCUACCACAAUCGUCUUUGGGAUCACACCGCCCCUUGUCUCCCCUCAACCGAGACCCACGUCUCCCGGUUCCGGGCUGUUGCAACAAAUAAUGCAAUCGAGAGGAAGAUCUUCUCCGAAGGCUCGAGGUCAAAAGGUAGAUUACGGUGAGAACGAAGAAGCUGACAAGGCCAGAGAGAAGCGUCUGAUGGAUCGUCUGCGAAGAUGGCAGAAGGGCGAUUCUUCCCUUCAUAAUGACAUUCCCCGGUUAGCGACUUCUAGUGCGACUGAAGAAUCUGACAACUCAGACGGAUCGCCAGAGAUAGUCGUGUUAGGUGGAGGUGAAGGUAUCCCCGGGAUUGCACAGUUUGCCCAGGCAUUAACUGGCCGAGGCAAGACAAACGAAUCAUCGCAACCCUCGUCCGAACCUUCAACAACACCUUUUUUCCGAACCUCAAUUGUUGUACCUAGCCAACGGUUACCUGCCAGGGAGAAAGAGUGUCGUAUGGCUAGGCGAAGGGAGAUUAACGAACUUACCAUGCGCAUGGGAGUCGCUGCUGUCGGCGGCGUACUUGGGAAGCUAGAACUCGACGUUUCUGAACCAGAUGCUCAAGUAUCCGAGAGUAACCCAGAGUCAUUAUCCAAGAAGGUCUUGGAAGAUUGGGGUCAACGAAUAGAGUUAUGGCCUGAUGUACGACAAAUCGCGGAUCGUGCUGUUGGUGCUGAGAUUGCAAAUCAACGGGAUACUAUCCAGUUUUCUCUUGAACCUAUUCACAUCUCGUGGUCCACAAUAUUUCAGGCAUUGGACGCAUAUACACGUCAAAGUCAUUCUCGGAAAUCGUGGAUUCAGCAGUCUAUAGAUCAGACUGUAGAGGAAGAGGGUGAGGAUGGAGAGAAAGCUCCUAAGAAGGAGGUUGUGGAUGAAGUUGUCCAACAAAUCAAACGGGACGCUGAAGACGGCGAGCUUGACCAGUACGAGCAGAGGCUUGUACGAUGCAUAGUGGAUCCCACAUCUUUAAAGACUACUUUCAGUCAGGUUCACCUUCCUCCCCACACAAUCGACUCUGUUCGGACAAUUGUUUCAUUACCCCUUCUCCACCCAUCCGCAUUCCAGUCCGGCAUUCUUAAAGAACACAGUAUGACUGGUUGUCUCUUGUUCGGUCCUCCGGGAACGGGUAAGACUCUUGUUGUCCGCGCUCUAGCUAAAGAAGCAGGCACUCGUAUGCUCCUCGUACAACCUUCGGACGUCAUGGACAUGUAUUACGGAGAGGCGGAGAAACUUGUUCGCGCAGUGUUUGCUCUUGCACGGCGUCUUGCUCCCUGCGUAGUCUUCAUAGACGAGAUUGAUGCUCUGUUCGGUGCUCGAGAACGCGGGGGAGGCGACUAUGCACAUAGAGGCACAAUCACUGAGUUUAUGCAAGAAAUGGAUGGCCUCAGGUCUUCCAAAGACGAUAACAUUAUCGUCAUUGGUGCUACAAACAGGCCGUUCGAUCUCGAUGAUGCUGUGCUUCGUCGCUUACCACGAAGGCUACUCGUGGACCUGCCUGGAGAAAAGGAAAGAGAAGGAAUCCUGAAGAUUCUUUUGAGAGACGAGCAGCUCGAAACCGAUGUCGAUUUGAAUACACUUGCUCGCAAGACCGAAAGCUUCUCUGGUUCAGAUCUGAAGCACCUCUGCGUAGCUGCUGCAUUGGAUGCGGUGAAAGAGGGCGUAUCUCUCCCAUGGCGCCCGUCACCACCAAAUACAAAUGUGGAAAGUCUAAACCCCGCCGCAUCCGCGGCCAUUCCUGUUGAGCUCCUGGCUACGCCUGAGCUAGAGACACCCUCACUGUCAAGCUCUUCUCCAGUUUCGGAGUCAGCACAGACUACUUGUGCUACCGAUAUUGGCUCAUCAGAGCCAGCCGCUGCGUCAUCCAAGCCAUCUACGAUUGAGAAGCCUGGACAAGGUUCAACCCAGAUCCACAAACCAGUGGAGCAGUUGACUGCCCGCGGACAAGACUCGGCAUCAUCUGCUAGCUCGUCAUCGUCGACUAGUACACCCACUCUGCCGGAGGCACCGCCCAGGAAACUUUCAUGGCGCAACUUCGAAGUCGCUCUGAAAGAGAUCACGCCUUCGUCCUCCGAAGCCCUUGCAUCGUUGAACGACCUUCGUAAGUGGAAUGAUGAGUUUGGUGAGGGACGCAAAGGACGCAAGAAGCAUGUGUGGGGGAAGGAUAAGUUUGGUUUCACUGGUAGACCUCUCGAUGGUGGUAAUGAAGUCAAAAUCGGUCGCUCAUGAUUUCGCUCUUGUCAAGGAACAGAUGAAGCAAUACUACAGUAGGCUAUCAAGAAUAGAGGGUAAUCAGUACAUAUAGUGAGAGGCCCAGGCCUCAUAAUCAGACGGUCAUUAGGCGCAAAACAGCACAUAAAUGUCUGGCGGGAAAUCUACAAAAGGGUGUCAGCGGCGACUUUUUCGCUUCUGGGCGCGUGGUUGAGGAGUUGCAUUCUCUUCUUCCUCUUCUUCCUCGUCAUCUACUACUGCUUUCUUCUUGCCCUUACCCCUCCCAUUCUGUCGCGGCUGAGAAGAUUGCGAAGACGCAGCUCUUGAUUCUGCUUGCGAUUGUGCCCGAAAGGCAAGGUCAUCAACCUCACCAUCGACGUCCUCUUCAUCGCUGCCUUCUUCGCUGGAUCUCUGCCUAACUCGUCGUUUACCCUUAUCUUGUCCUUCGCUCCACCCUUCCUCGCCCACAGGGAGAGGUUGCCAGUGGUUGUUACAUGUCGGGCAUGUCUGGGUACGCCGUUUGUAGCCGUUAUAGCAGUAAGUGUGCAUACGCGAUUUACAUUGAGGGGUAUUACACCGG
Molecule: messenger RNA, 4022 nt
Organism: Somion occarium
Lineage: Eukaryota; Fungi; Basidiomycota; Agaricomycetes; Polyporales; Cerrenaceae
Source: the annotation of a GenBank genome assembly